This is a messenger RNA of Cryptococcus wingfieldii CBS 7118, 1260 nucleotides long. RefSeq lists its product as hypothetical. The record is from RefSeq and is a predicted model, not a curated record. The transcript is spliced from 4 exons. Bases 1 to 1260 code for a protein of 419 amino acids. Lineage: Eukaryota; Fungi; Basidiomycota; Tremellomycetes; Tremellales; Cryptococcaceae.
AUGUCCACCAUCCCCUCCCUCCCCGUCCCCGGUGAACAACAAUUCCCCCGCCGCCUCCUCCACUACAUCGCAGCCCACCCAGCCCUCCGCUCAUGGGCCCUCUCCCCGCCACUCCUCUCCAUCCUCUUGCUCGUCCUUAUAGUCCGCCAGGGCGGGCUCGUCGUCGAUGUGGAAGAUGACGGCAGGGACAAGCUGGUCAGUAUUGUCUAUGCUAUGAUGGAAUCCAUCUUUAGCAUGACUGUGCGCACAUUGUCUCUGAGCGCGGUGACUCGGACAGACGAACUGCCAUGGUCCUUGUUCAGAAACCACACGCCUCGCCAUGUACCCUCGCAAGAAUCUCAAUUGUCAGACGUACGGCCGAGAAUUGGCAGUCGCAAAAGCACCAAUCUUGAAGUGAACGGCCACCUACACCACAACCUCGACAAAGACCACCUGGAUCUACCAGAAGUCCUCAUCGUGACGGGCCUUGAGAAUGCAAGCGGGCCGGUACAGAUGAAAAUGUGCGACUAUCUGACAAAGAAGCGCGUCGAAGCCCGUGUAGAGAAUGAGGAUAGGGUAUGGGAGUUUGAGCCUGUUGUGGUCUGGGUGAGGAGGGAGGGGGCAGAAGUGCCCUGGUGGGUGACGGAUCAUUUCAUGUGCGGGACGACUGUCGACCCUUUUGCCAUGGACAAGCCGCCUCGCGGUCUCCGUCCAGGAGCCAUCAUUCCCCAGCCCUAUCUAAAGACACUAUCUCUUCUACUCCCCUACACCCACAUACACGCAUCCAUCUCGAUGCACAUCUCCAACCUCCUCUCCGCCAUCACCACCCACCCCAGCCUGCACUCUGCCAUCACAUCCCGCGCCGUGCGCGCUUUUCCCAUCUACGUUCGCGCCCACCGCCUGCUCGUUGGCGAUUUCACCCUCCCCCAUCUGUUUGAAGUCAAACUGCACCAACAAGACUCUGAAGGAGUAGGAUCACAAAACAAGAAGGGUUUGGGCGGGGGCACAGGCGGGGUGGAUAGUUGGAACAUCAUUGCAGGGGAAGAGCCUGAUGUGAAUGGUCUGAGGCAAGAGGGGAAUGAAGAGGAUUUCGAUGGGUGGCAUGUGAUGCCUGCAAAUGUGCAAGGGGUGUGGAAUGUGUUGAUGGCGCAUAGAGUGAAAAAGAGGAGAGAGCGGGAGGAGGUGAUGUGGUUGGUCAAAGGCCCGGCGCAUGGGGGACGGAGAUCAGCUCCUGGUGGGAGCAUAGAUGAUAUACUGAAUGAGAUCAUUAGGACGAUAUAG